Molecule: messenger RNA, 1524 nt
Organism: Mycosarcoma maydis (corn smut)
Lineage: Eukaryota; Fungi; Basidiomycota; Ustilaginomycetes; Ustilaginales
Exons: 1
Coding region: 1-1524 (507 amino acids)
Biological process (GO): nuclear-transcribed mRNA catabolic process; NAD-cap decapping
Cellular component (GO): cytosol; nucleus
Molecular function (GO): mRNA 5'-diphosphatase activity
Source: RefSeq, a predicted model, not a curated record
AUGCCAGAUAAACGUGCGCUCAGUGACUCGUAUGAGCAGCUCCCUCUUAAACGAGCAGCAACAGUCUCUUCCAAUACCAACGACAUCUCGGACGAGCGCAUCAUAGCAACGCUGAGGCAUCCUCGUGCGUGCGUUAGCGCUUCCGGCUCUCCCUUCUCAGCAUCACCAUCCUUCCAACAACCGGUACCUUUGUGUUCUUUCUCGUUCGAUGAGCACCGAAAACAGUGGCACGACGAUCGUUGCAAACGAUUCUAUCGAGGCCCACCACCGUACAACCAACGCCAUCCGCGUCAACAUGGUGCGCGUGCCGUGUUCGGCGCCGAUCUCAACUACGGUCUGGAACGGUUCGUUCGACGUGACCAAGACGUGCCGGAGCAUCUGGACGCGCUUGUCGCUGCGCUUCAGCACCGUACAGAGGCGGCUGUUUCAGAUGAAGAGCGCGAUCAAGUGGAUCAGGAGCGAAGAAAAGCUGACGUGGUAACGUGGAGAGGUAUCAUCACCAAGAUCUGCACAGCGUACGAGCAGACUGCCGAAGCACGUUUUUCGGAUCCUCUCGAGCUCAACGCUAUGAUGUUGGAUGAUACGCUGUAUCUGGAAGAAUACACGUGCAAAUCAGCCAGGGCGCAAAAGCAGAACAAGGAAGACGAUCCCAAGAUGCUGCGGAUGGGCUACUAUGGGUACUCGUUCGAAAGCUACUGCACCGUCGACACUGAAUUGCAGACACGAGAGCCUUUCCGGCCGAUUCCCAGCAAGGAAUCCUCCCUGCCUCACCCUGCAGGCUGGUCUGGAGAUGUCAAUACCAACGUGCAGUGGUGUCAAGUGGUAAAAACCAAGCUGGGUAACAACCGGCUGGUGAUUGGAGGAGAGGUGGACGCUGUAGAACGCAACCCAAAGACAGGCCGUGAAGAACUGGUGGAGCUCAAGACGUCGAUGCAAAUGACUUGGGCUCAGCACAAUCCAUCCAAAGCGGCGCUAGAUCAAGAGCGAUUUGAAAAGAAGCUGCUCAAGUUCUUUCUGCAAAGCUACCUGCUAGGCAUCGGCAAGAUUGUCGUAGGCUUCCGAGACCACCACGGGAUCCUGACAACGCACCAGGACUUCGAGACGCUUCGCAUCCCACGUAUGGUUCGAGCCGGUCAACCCAUCGCUGGGCGCUUCGAUCAUACGGGCAAACCGGUGAUCCGCCAACAGUCUGUAUGGGAGCCUAAAGAUGGGCUUGGCUUUGGCGAUCAGAUCCUUUCCUUCAUUCGCCAGACCAUCCUGUCCCGAAGCAUCCAAGCCACGCCGACGGAGCAGAUUAGUGCAGGUGCAGGUGCAAAUACGCCCAACCCGACCGCAGCCGUUGGCCAGGUGCAUCAUCCCGUGUACCGCGUCACUUUCCGAUCGCCGUUCGAUCAGGUCGAGAUGCGCUGCUUGAGCGAACAAGAGAUCUACGAAGAGGUGCAAGACAGCGGUGGCUCGGGAGCAAGGGUAGGCUUCCUACCUCGUAGCUUUUACGAUUUUGUGCAGCGUCGAGCUGGGUCUUGA